AUGUUCAAAUCCGUCAACUACACUGCACCGCAAUGCGAGAAUAAGGAACUUCCAGCUGCACCGAACAACACCGCUCAGGUCAUCCAGUACUUGCAGCAGUCGCAGCUCGGUCUAUCAGUCGUGUCCCGAGACCUCUGGGAAAAUAGUAAAGAUCUGAAGACGGACCUUUGCAAUUCGUUCAGGCCAUAUCGUGUUGUUGCCUAUUAUUCGAAGAAGGGUUACUUCGAGAACAUGACAGACAUCUACCCGGACGCCAAGCAGAACUGUCCCAAUGUCAAAGGCAGCAGCACCACGAACCUCGACAUCAACACCCUUCCACAAGUCGUUUUAAGCGGCAGUGACGAACCCAAAACACCUCGCGAAGACCUACCACCUCCUCCCUUCUCACCACAAUCGCUCUCAGCACUUGUCCAGUAA
Molecule: messenger RNA, 417 nt
Organism: Fulvia fulva
Lineage: Eukaryota; Fungi; Ascomycota; Dothideomycetes; Mycosphaerellales; Mycosphaerellaceae
Exons: 1
Coding region: 1-417 (138 amino acids)
Source: RefSeq, a predicted model, not a curated record